This is a messenger RNA of Suricata suricatta (meerkat), 1769 nucleotides long. RefSeq names its product adaptor related protein complex 5 subunit sigma 1 (gene AP5S1). The transcript is spliced from 3 exons. Gene Ontology annotation, cellular component: cytosol; late endosome; AP-type membrane coat adaptor complex. Lineage: Eukaryota; Metazoa; Chordata; Mammalia; Carnivora; Herpestidae. The record is from RefSeq and is a predicted model, not a curated record. The coding region runs from base 397 to 1080 and encodes 227 amino acids. Gene Ontology annotation, biological process: double-strand break repair via homologous recombination; endosomal transport.
GAAAACCGUCCUCGCCGGCGUUCCGGAUGUCAGAACACCGCCCCUCCCCAUUCCAGGAGCCGCACUCAGGACGUCGGGCCCCGCCCCCCUUGAGCGCGUCACCUCGUGUGCGCUCUCGCGACUGGCGUGCGCAAGCGCCCAGGGUCUUCGAAGCCGCCAUUGGUCUCCUGCUUACGGGUCGAACGGCCUGUUAGCAGAAGUCCGCAGGCGGGGAAAGAAGGAGCCGGGUUCGGAGUUGUCUGAGAUUUCUUCACCUGAUCUCAACAAAAAGAGAGAGCAGCGAUUGAGAUUUCUUCAUCAUUUGACUGUUUCGCUGACUUGAUACCAUUAGUCAGAGUUGGGGAGUGUGUCUUGGGUGGCCAGGAGCCCCAGUGACCAGCCACAUCAGCCUCGGACAUGCUGCCCGGUGGAUGCCCUGUGACUUUAACACUCAUCUCACCGAGGUCUCUGGCUUCCCGUAGUGCCCAUCCUGGAGCGAUGGUCCACGCCUUUCUCAUCCACACCUUGCGGGCUCCACAGGCCCAGGACACGGGCCUUUGCCGGGUGCUCUACUCCUGCGUCUUUGGUGCUGAGAAUUCACCUGAUGACCCACGGCCACAUGGUGCCGAGAGGGACAGGCUCCUCCGAAAGGAGCAGAGUUUGGCUGUGGCCAGGCAGGUGGAAUCUAUGUGCCAGCUGCAGCAGCAGGCAUCGGGCCGGACCUCCAUGGACCCGCAGCUUCAGUCCUCAGAUGAGCCAGUGUCCCUGCAGGAGGCCCCACUUGGGGCCUUCCGCCUGGCAGCCGGGGACCCUUUCCAGGAGCCUCGGACAGUGGUGUGGCUGGGUGUGCUCUCAUUAGGCUUCGCCCUGGUGCUGGAUGCUCACGAGAACCUGCUGCUGGCUGAGGGCACACUCCGGCUGCUGGUACGCCUCCUCCUGGACCACCUCCGGCUGCUUACCCCCAGCACCAACCUCUUGCUUAGAGCUGAUCGCAUCGAGGGCAUCCUCGCCCGGUUUCUGCCCCAUGGUCAACUGCUCUUCCUCAAUGACCAGUUUGUCCAGGGUCUGGAGAAGGAACUCAUUGCUGCCUGGCCCCGCUGACCCCUCACGGGGAUGGGGCUUUCUGAGGGGCAGGGAGGGAGGACAGGGAAGGAUGGACACACAGCCGGGUGAAGCUUGGCAUCGGCCUCCUUCCCAGCCUGCUCCCAGCUCUGCUGUGCUACCACGUCCAGGACAAGUGGACGGGACAAGCUGGCAGAAGAGAAGGCUGGGCAGAGUGGUGGGGAGGAAUGCCAGAACAUCCUGUGCCCAGAGCUGCCGUGUGACGCAUUCAGACUGCUGUGGUGGGCCAGCCCCACCUGUCCUUGACCCCAGUUUCUCCCAUCCCUGGCAGCCAGCCCCCAAAACAGUCCACCAGUUGCUAGUGUUGGAGCAUGAGGAGUGGAACUCGGCCCACUUUCUCCUUCCAAACCUACAUUCCUCGCAGUGCAGAAGGAACCUGAGACUCCCAGGGUAUUUGCACCCACUUAGGCAACAUUAUCAAGGAGGGUUUUCUCAGUGAGCACCUGCUCAGUGUCCAGCCCCACCACAGUUCACAAAUGUGUCGUUCAUUCAGCAGGGGGAUUCUGGAGCACUCUGGGGCAGCCCUUGCCCGUCAGGCAGCCUCAAGAUAAUCAUAGGUUUCCCUUGUCUGCAGGGAGAGAAGGUUCCGUUAGGUGGAUUCAAGAAGUCUAGCCAGGAUGAAGUUGUCUUUAUUGUUUUGAAUUAAAAGUACUGAUUGUGUGAUUUCA